Molecule: messenger RNA, 546 nt
Organism: Opisthocomus hoazin
Lineage: Eukaryota; Metazoa; Chordata; Aves; Opisthocomiformes; Opisthocomidae
Source: RefSeq, a predicted model, not a curated record
GUUCGUACUGGGGCGGCCGCAGGCAGCAUCGCCAAGCGCCUGAGCUCGGUGGGGGCGGAGAACACGGAGGAGAACCGGCGCUGGUACCGGCAGCUGCUCUUCACGGCCGACAGCCGGGUGGACCCCUGCAUCGGUGGGGUCAUCCUCUUCCACGAGACCCUCUACCAGAAGACCGACGACGGGCGCCCCUUCCCCCAGGUCAACCACAUCAAAGGGGGCUUCACCAGUGCCCUCGUUGGUGUUGAGGUGGACAAGGGCGUCGUGCCCCUGGCUGGCACCAACGGCGAGACCACCACCCAGGGGCUGGACGGCCUGAUGGAGCGCUGCGCCCAGUACAAGAAGGACGGGGCCGACUUCGCCAAGUGGCGCUGCGUCCUGAAGAUCUCGGCGCACACGCCCACCCGCCUGGCCGUCAUGGAGAACGCCAACGUCCUCGCCCGCUACGCCAGCAUCUGCCAGCAGAAUGGCAUCGUCCCCAUCGUGGAGCCCGAGAUCCUCCCGGAUGGUGACCACGACCUGAAGCACUGCCAGUACGUGACCGAGAAG